Molecule: messenger RNA, 2973 nt
Organism: Saitoella complicata NRRL Y-17804
Lineage: Eukaryota; Fungi; Ascomycota; Saitoellomycetes; Saitoellales; Saitoellaceae
Product: putative periplasmic nitrate reductase
Exons: 4
Coding region: 1-2973 (990 amino acids)
Molecular function (GO): oxidoreductase activity; molybdopterin cofactor binding
Source: RefSeq, a predicted model, not a curated record
AUGAAGCACCCUCCAGCUUCCUCCAUAGAGCCAUCCCGUCCCGAGCCAGCCGAGAAAGACGUCCACCAAUCCCGCGACUCCAUCAAGGAUAUCUGGGGUGAGCGAAAUGGCUACAACGCAAACGAAGGUAUCGAAUGGCCUGAACGCAUCGACGAGCGCUGGACCGAGAAACCCGAGAAAUGGGUCCAGUCCGCGUGCGUGUUGUGCUCGAACGGCUGUGGUAUGGAUAUCGGCGUGAAAAGCAACAAGAUCGUUGGUGUGAGGGGACGCGGGUGUGAUCGUGUCAAUAAAGGCCGGUUGGGACCGAAGGGCUUGCACGGCUGGAUUGCGAAUCACUCGAAGGAUCGGUUACUUUACCCUCUCAUUCGCAAGAACGGGAAGUUGGAGCGGAGUUCGUGGGAGGAGGCUAUGAGUCUUAUCGUCGAGAAGACAAAGGCGGUACAGAAGGAGUUGACCUCCCAUGGUAUCGGGUUCUAUACUUCUGGACAGUUGUUCUUGGAGGAGUAUUAUACGCUUGCUGUCAUUGGAAAGGCGGGGUUGGGGACGUUGCAUAUGGAUGGUAAUACGCGACUUUGUACGGCGACUGCGGCGGCGGCUAUGCGCGAGAACUUUGGUUCGGAUGGACAACCGGGUUCGUACACGGAUAUCGAUUACACCGACUGUGUCAUGCUCGUCGGACACAACAUGUCUUCAACCCAAACCGUCUUGUGGUCCCGAAUCCUCGAUCGUCUCGCCGGCCCCAACCCUCCGAAAAUCAUCGUAAUCGACCCCCGCCUCUCCGAAACCGCCAAAAAGGCAACCGUCCACCUCGCCCCGCGCAUCGGCACAAACCUCGCUCUCCUCAACGGCUUGCAAAGGGAGCUAAUCGAGAAUGGAUGGGUCGAUUGGGAGUGGGUCAAUAAACAUACGAUUGGGAUUGAUGAUGUGAGGAAGAUUGUGGGGAAGUGGACGUUGGAGAGGACGAGCGAGGUUACGGGGGUGCCGGUUGAGAAGUUGAGGGAAGCGGCCAGGAUUAUUGGUACUACGCCGAGGUUGUUGUCCACCGCUCUUCAGGGAGUGUAUCAAUCGAACCAAGCUACUGCCUCGGCAUGUGCGAUUAACAACAUCAACCUCCUUCGUGGCAUGAUCGGUAAACCAGGUUGCGGAGUUUACCAAAUGAACGGCCAACCCACCGCCCAAAACAACCGCGAAGCAGGCUGUGAUGGAGAAUAUCCUGGUUUCCGUAACAACAUGAACAAAGACCACAUGCAAGACCUCGCCGAUCACUGGAAUAUCGAUCUCAUUAAACUCCCGCAUUGGAAUCAGCCGACGCAUAUCAUGGAUAUGUUGCAUUUUAUCGAGAUGGGCCAGAUGAAGAUGUUUUGGAUUUCGGGGACGAAUCCGCUCGUGUCGUUGCCGGAUUUGGAAAGGGUGAGGAAGUUGUUGACCAAACCCGACAUGUUCGUUGUCGUGCAAGACUGUUUCAUGACCGAGUCGGCACAAAUCGCGGACGUCGUUUUGCCUGCUGCGAUUUGGGCGGAGAAAACGGGAUGUUUCACGAAUGUCGAUCGUACGGUGCAUUUGUCGCAUCAGGCUAUUGAUCCUCCGGGGGAGUGUAGGUCUGAUUUCGAUAUUUGGUGUGAUUAUGCGAAGAGGAUGGAUUUUAGGGAUAAGAAUGGGGAUAGGUUGGUGCAUUGGAGCAAACCGGAAGAAGCGUUCGAGGCGUGGAAGAAGUGCACCAAAGGACGUCCGUGUGAUUAUACGGCUAUGACGUAUGAGAAGCUCACGGGUGGGAGCGGGAUCCAGUGGCCGUGUAAUGACGAGAACCCGGUUGGGACGGAGAGAUUGUACACCGACGGCGUAUUCCCCACCGAUGUCGACCAUGCGGAGAGUUGGGGCCAUGAUCUACAAACUGGGACACCGGUCAGUUUGAGUGAGUACAAGACGAUGAACCCCGCCGGACGCGCGAUUUUCAAGGGGUGUGAGUAUCGUCCGCAGGAGGAGGUGCAGAACGAAGAGUACCCCUUCCGACUCAGCACGGGUAGGAACGUGUUUAUGUUUCAUACUCGCACCAAGACUGCGCGUGCGAGGCAUUUGAGGGAGGCGGCGCCUGAGCCGUAUAUCCAGCUCAAUGAGGAGGAUGCGAAGGGGCUUGAGAUCGAGGAUGGGGAUAUGUGUCUCGUCACCUCUCGCCGUGGCGCGAUUGAGUUGAAGGCGAAUGUUGGCGACAUGUCGAAGGGACAGGUGUUUGUCCCGUUUCAUUAUGGAUACUGGGAUUCGAGUGAUGGGAGGAGUAGGGCGGCGAAUGAGUUGACGGUCAACGAGUGGGAUUUUGUGAGUAAGCAGCCGACGUUUAAGAGUGGUGCUGUACGCGUUGAAAAGUUCAAGGACAAGGAGGGUGAGGUGAAGAUCCAUGCUCGCGAGCGUCAUUCGGCGGCGAUCCAUAAGGUGGAGAACAAAGAGGAGGAGCAGAAACGUCUGGAACAAGAGGAUCGUGUGAGGCACUUGGAGGAUUUCAUUGGGUUGAUGAUUGAGACGAAUAUCACGUUGGUGGAGUUGUAUGAGAGUUUGAUUGAGAAGCAUCAGACGGAGAAGGAGAUACAGGCUGGGCUGAAGGUGUUGAGGGAUUUCGCGAGAAUGGAUCUGGAUUUGUUGCAGCCUGUUGUGGAGAAGUACGGUUGGAACGAGAAGGACGCUAAAUCCGACUCUGACAUCCUCCGCAAAACUCUCUUCCCACCGUCGCGUACCGGUUCCGGAGUGUUUGACGUCUUGAUGGAUAUGCAGGGACUCUUCGUCUUCCUUGCGAACAUGGAGGGAAUCGUGACGGCGUUGGCACCGGCUGCGAGUGCGUUGUUGGAUCAGGAUUUCGUGGAUGUGGUACAGCAAUUGCAGCAGCAUGUUCGGAGGCAGAGGAGUUGGGCUGCGGAGAAGUUGAAGGUGAAGGGGCCGCAGACGUUGAUUGUGCCCGUGCCGCAGAGUGAGGGGCGUUUGUAA